UUGGCAACAGCGGAUGCGCGGUUCUUCCACAACUUUUUUUAAAGUUUAAAGUUGCGAACACGAAUUCUUUAGUUUCAAUUGAGAACUCAGAAAAUUUUGUUUUAGUUUUCUCUGAAUGUUAAAAAGAUGGCAGUUAAAAGAAAGUAUACUGGAGAUUGCUUAGAUCAGUAUGUAUGUAGUGCUAAUGAAGUUAUUAAGUUGAAGUUUGUUCGAAAUCCGGAAGAUAUUGAAGAUGACAAAAAUUCCUUUCCCCCUGAAUAUACCCAUCAGUUUUUUGGUGACAGUGAAAAUAUAUUUGGUUACAUAGGUCUUCAAGUAAACUUUUUGUAUUCAGCAUGCCGUUUAUUACCACUCUUUCAAAUGUCCUACCGCGAAAAGGUAAAGUCUGCACACACUGGUGGCGUUGAAGCUGAUGAUGUAUACAAGAUAGUGACAGAUAAACUAGAAAUGGAAAUUUCUCAAGACUUGGAUGCCCUUACUAAUGCUCUGCCAAAAGAAAGCAAUUUUAGGCCAUUUGGAGAGUUAUUGAGUUCUUUUUCUGUUGAAAACGACGAAAAAGAAGAGUUCUAUAAAAUAUAUCGUGCAGAUAAUGAAACUCCUGGUUUUCUGGAUUAUCACCAACGCAUGCAAACUCUUGUGUUAUGGCUAAUAGAUGCGGCUUCGUACAUUGAUGAAGAGGAUGAAAAGUGGGAUUUUUUCGUUUUGCACCAACAUUGCAAAGAUGGUGAUGAUGAGUGCUAUCCUUUUGUUGGUUAUGCGACUGUUUAUCGGUAUUAUGCUUAUCCAUGUAAACUUCGGCCUCGUAUCAGUCAAAUGUUAGUAUUGCCGCAGUAUCAAAAGCAAGGUUUAGGUACAAGGUUAUUAGAAGCUAUAAACAAUUGUUACAUCAAAGACUCGGAUGUUAUUGAUAUUACAGUCGAAGAUCCAUCUGAAGAGUUUGUGCGAAUAAGAGAUGUGAUAGAUUCAAAAAAUUGUCAGACACUUCCUGCAUUUUCGAAAGAAAAUCUCCUUAAAGGUUUUAGCAAGGCUAUGACGGAAGCUGCGAAAGAUAAUUUUAAAAUCAACAAGAAACAAGCGCGUCGAGUGUACGAAAUUUUGCGGCUUAAGAAUACCAAUUUAGAUGAUAAAAAUGAAUAUAAAGCCUACCGAUUGGCUGUUAAAAAUCGCCUAAACAUACCAUUCCAGAGAGAAAAACUGGAUAUGGAGAAAUUGCAAAAGACAUUAACACCCGAUGAGUUGAAAGCUGCUGUUGAUCCUAUUCCUCGAGAGCAACGAAUAGAGCAGCUGGAACAUAUGUAUACUGAACUAGAAGAGAAAUAUAAGCAUGUAAUUGAUAGAUUGAAUGAGCUUGAAUUGGGAAAGUAAUGAUGGUAGUUAACUUAUGAUUUUCAUGUAAAAUAAGUUAAUAAUUAACAAACUAAUUAUUAAUAUGCUUACUUGAAUAUUUCAAAUUUAUUAAUCCAUCAUUUUACAUGUGUAAUUUUGAAAAUUUCUGAAGUAUACUCAUGUAAUUAAAAGAACGUUUGAAUUUGAUAUGGUAUAAUAAUGAGUGUUGCCAAUAUUUUUCGUGAAAAAUAAGUCAAUUGAAGUUAUUUAAUUAAUCACAAUUAGAUUGCUUUAUAUAAAGUUUAUUCUUUGUUUUAAUCCAUCAUUUAACGUAAUAUUUCUGUGUUGUGUUGCUUUAAAAACUUCAGUUAGUGAUUACAAUUUUAAAUCAACAUGGUAUUUGCUUUGAGAAUAUGUUUGUUUCUAAUAUCUAAAAUUAAUUUUGAAUCGGAACUGCUGAGAAAUUUGCCAAGUAUGUAGUCAAUGGAGGUUGUUCUAAAUUCCUUUUUCUUUUGGAUUACUAACUGGCAUUUGAGUGCUAGCUUGUCAAACAUUUUGAUUUGACUGACAAUUAAAUUUUAUAAAUUGCAGCUGACACAACUGUUCUAAUGAUUUUGUUCAUUUUCCAAUUAGUUCUGUGUCUGAUAGCUUGCAAAAUUACAAAUUCUUUCAAACAACUACCAUAUAUAUUUAAAAAAAAGAUUAAACUGAUUUUAACAAUAAUUUUUUUAAGAAGUAAAUGUUUAUUGGUUAUUUGAAAAUUGGUUAAAUAUUAACAAAAUUUAAUUACAUUCAUCUUGAUUAUUAAUUUUAAUGUAAGCAAAAUGUAGUAAUUUUUUUUAACUGCCAUUAUCGCUGAUUAUUUAUGUUCGAUUGGAUUAUCAAAUCAACAAUGUUAGUAAAAUGUGUUAAUAAAUUUGGAUGUGAAUGAAUGUUAUCAAUGUUCUCACUUGUUUUCGAUGCAUUAUAAGUUACUCUGGAUUGUGAAAUUGCAUGUUAGUGUUUUACAUAAAGAAAAUGUCUAUAAGUUUCGAUAAACAAAAGUCAAAUUACUAAGACAAACAUUAAAAAAUUUUUAAACUAUUCUUUAGCUUUUAUUUUUGAAAGGCAGUUUCUAAAUUAUAUAAAUCUGUUGGUCUUUUUACCCAUACAAAUAAUAUGGAUAACAUAGAUUGCUUAAAAUAUAUCUGCAAUAUACUAUUAUUUUAAUUUGCAUUUGAUAGUUUUCUUUUUUUAAUUCUGACAAAUAGUGUUCAUUGACACGGUUGAGUGAUUUGGAAAAUGCCAUUGUUCAUUUUAUCUCUUAAAUAUUUGGCUUGAUGGUGAUGGGUGGUUAGAACUCUGAUUGUGUUGUCUAAUCAGUUACGUUUGCCAAAUUUAUUUGCUGAAUUGUUUGUUCUGAAAUGAAUGUUGCUAUAUAGUUGGUAUUUUAACUUUUGAAUCUAAUGAUAAUUUAAAUACCACAGUUGAAAUAUUGUAAAGAGAAAAAUACUUUAUUCAGUUAGUGUGUAAAUUUUUUCAUUGCAUUGUAAUAAGUUUCUAUCCUUAGUAUAGUAUUCAAAAAUAUUUUCUAAGGAGUACCAUCUGUAUGUACCAAGUUGUUUAGUUUAAAACUUUUUGCAAAUUGCUAAUUGAACUUGUUGCAAUAGAUUAAACUGAUAUGGUAGUUACGAAAAAGUAGUGUGGGCAGUAUUUUAUACAAAACGCCUUAUAAUGUUAUAAUAUAAUAAAAUAUUUAAUAUAUAAUUAAUAAUUAAAAUAUAAUAAAAUAAAAAAUUGUUUCUUAAAAUUUUUUAAAACUUUCUAUUCUAAGACUACCUUAUUCAAAAUUGCUUUUUCUUGUUUUGAUAAGAAGGCAAGAUAGGAAGAUUUCUAUAUCUUGAUUUGCAGCAGAAUGAUUACCAAAUCUGUACACCUACUAUGCAACGGCUACAAAUAACCUUUU
Messenger RNA from Parasteatoda tepidariorum (common house spider), 3271 nucleotides. RefSeq names its product histone acetyltransferase 1 (gene Hat1). Lineage: Eukaryota; Metazoa; Arthropoda; Arachnida; Araneae; Theridiidae. Gene Ontology annotation, cellular component: nucleus. Gene Ontology annotation, molecular function: histone binding; histone acetyltransferase activity. The record is from RefSeq and is a predicted model, not a curated record. Gene Ontology annotation, biological process: subtelomeric heterochromatin formation.